UUCCUGGAAGUGUGCAGUCCUGAAGACAGGCCGGGCAGCCAGUGGCCUAGGGAUUUUGGAAUGAUCUCUAAUGAGUCAGGUGUUGGGGUCCCUGAGGAAAUUUUCCAGUGCAUCCUGGCUGUCUCAGCAUUUCUCAGCAGAACCCAUUGAGAAGAAGGAAGAGAACAACAUGAAGAAGAAGGAGCAGCUAAAGGAGCGCCUCAGUGCCUGGGACUGUCCUCAUGGCCCAGUUGGUUUACACAACAUUGGACAGACCUGCUGCCUUAACUCCCUGAUUCAGGUAUUAAUUAUGAAUGUGGGCUUCACCAAGAUAUUGAAGAGGAUAACAGUACCAAGGGGAACAGAAGAGCAGAGGAGAAGUGUCCCCUUCCAGUUGCUCUUGCUACUGGAGAGGAUGCAGGACAGCCGGCAGAAAGCAGUGCAACCUAUGGAGCUUGCCUACUGUCUCCAGAAGUACAAUGUUCCAAUGUUUGUCCAGCAUGAUGCUGCUCAACUCUACCUCACAGUCUGGAACCUAAUUAAGGACCAAAUCACAGAUGUGGACUUGGUAGAGAGGCUGCAGGCCCUGUAUACAAUCCAGGUGAAGGAGUCCUUGGUUUGCCUUGAAUGUACUGUGGAGAAGAGCAGAAACAGUAGCAUGUUGACCCUCCCCCUUCCUCUUUUUGAUAUGGACUCAAAACCCCUGAAAACACUGGAGGAUGCCCUUCGAUGUUUCUUCCAGCCCAGGGAGUUAUCAGGCAAAAGCAAAUGCUUCUGUGAAAAAUGUGGAAAGAAGACUUGUGGGAAACAGGUCUUGAAGCUGACCCAUUUGCCCCAGACCUUGACAGUCCACCUCUUGCGGUUCUCCAUCAGGAAUUCUCAGACAGAAAAGAUCUGCCACUCACUCGAUUUCCCCCAGAGCUUGGAUUUAAGUCAGGUCCUGAUUGAAGAAGAUCUCUGCAAUGCUGAGGAACAACUUGGAAGACAGUACGAGCUCUUUGCUGUGGUUGCCCAUGUGGGGGCAGCUGAUUUUGGUCAUUACUGUGCCUAUAUCCAGAAUUCUGUGGAUGGAAAAUGGUUCUGCUUCAACGAUUCCAGUGUUUCUUGGGUAUCCUGGGAAGACAUCCAGUGUACUUAUGGAAAUCAUAACUACCGCUGGAGAGAAACUGCUUAUCUUCUGGUUUACAUGAAGAUUGAGUCCUAAUGGAUGUUCCCUA
Messenger RNA from Neomonachus schauinslandi (Hawaiian monk seal), 1196 nucleotides. RefSeq names its product ubiquitin specific peptidase 18 (gene USP18). The coding region runs from base 71 to 1183 and encodes 370 amino acids. The transcript has 10 exons. NCBI's taxonomy places the organism in Eukaryota, Metazoa, Chordata, Mammalia, Carnivora, Phocidae. Gene Ontology annotation, biological process: protein deubiquitination. Gene Ontology annotation, molecular function: cysteine-type endopeptidase activity; cysteine-type deubiquitinase activity. Gene Ontology annotation, cellular component: nucleus; cytosol. The record is from RefSeq and is a predicted model, not a curated record.